Molecule: messenger RNA, 555 nt
Organism: Coregonus clupeaformis (lake whitefish)
Lineage: Eukaryota; Metazoa; Chordata; Actinopteri; Salmoniformes; Salmonidae
Product: 60S ribosomal protein L27
Exons: 5
Coding region: 105-515 (136 amino acids)
Biological process (GO): translation
Cellular component (GO): ribosome; cytosolic large ribosomal subunit
Molecular function (GO): structural constituent of ribosome
Source: RefSeq, a predicted model, not a curated record
UUUUCUGCUUGUCGGAAAUGACGCAUUGUUGAUUUGAUGUGAAAGGUCACGAAAAUCUUCUCAACUUCCUUUCUUGCUAGCGGUGGCCACAGAAUAGCACCAAGAUGGGCAAGUUCAUGAAACCUGGGAAGGUGGUGAUGGUCCUUGCUGGGCGCUACGCUGGGCGUAAAGCUGUUAUCGUCAAGAACAUUGAUGAUGGCACCUCCGAUCGCCCCUACAGUCACGCACUGGUCUCAGGCAUCGACCGCUACCCCCGCAAAGUGACCACAACCAUGGGCAAGAAGAAGGUCGCCAAGAGGUCCAAGAUCAAGGCCUUCGUAAAGGUGUACAACUACAAUCACCUCAUGCCCACCAGAUACUCUGUGGACAUUCCUCUGGACAAAACUGUCGUCAACAAGGAUGUCUUCAGAGACCCUGCCCUGAAACGCAAAGCCAGACGGGAGGCCAAGAUUAAGUUUGAGGAGAGGUACAAGACAGGCAAGAACAAAUGGUUCUUCCAGAAGCUUAGAUUCUAGGCGUUCAUUGGUUUCACUAAUAAAUGUAUAAGAAAAUGUA